AAUGUUUAAAUCGUCAACAGUUUUAAUCGCGGUUUUGCUUAGCUUAUUGGCAGGCAGCAUUUAUUGCUCGUUAUCAAUAACCUGUCAGAAGGACGAGGAACAGGUAUAUGUUAAGAUUGGCCACAAACACUACUUCAUAUGGCACACGAAGGUGACCUGGCUUGAGGCCGUACACUUAUGCCGGCGAUUUGGCGGAGAUUUGGUUUUAAUCGAAUCCGCCGAGGAGCUGGAAUCGAUUUCCAACUAUCUGAUCAAACACGGCUAUGAUCAUACCGCUUGGCUUUGGACAUCGGGCAACGAUCUGGUCUCGCAUCGUCAAUUUAAGUCCAUCAAUAACGGAAUGCCACUGCCAUAUACUAGCUGGUCAAGCGGGCAGCCGGACAAUGCCGGUGGCAAUGAGCACUGCGUCCAUUUGUGGUUCAACAAUCGUAAGUCUUUCCAAAUGAACGACUGGAUAUGCCAUGAAAAGGCCCAAGCCAUUUGUCAGAACCAGAAUCAUACCCGCUGUUACGAAUCUUAUCACUAAUGCCCCUGAUAACCUUAACACUGUCUGAUCUAUAUAAAUAAGUGUAGAUUAAAAUACCACUUUUUGUUGUCAAAAGCAAACUAAAAAACGAUUUUCGCUUGCUUGUUUAAUUAACUUAAAUCGAUUUGAAAAUCAACACAUUAUUUAUAUUAAAUAUUAUGUGAGACUUAAAAUUUGGAAUGUCAGUUCUCAUUUACCAUA
Messenger RNA from Drosophila grimshawi, 727 nucleotides. RefSeq names its product C-type lectin 37Db. Gene Ontology annotation, biological process: biological process involved in interspecies interaction between organisms. The transcript is spliced from 2 exons. Bases 2 to 526 code for a protein of 174 amino acids. Lineage: Eukaryota; Metazoa; Arthropoda; Insecta; Diptera; Drosophilidae. The record is from RefSeq and is a predicted model, not a curated record. Gene Ontology annotation, cellular component: external side of plasma membrane. Gene Ontology annotation, molecular function: carbohydrate binding.